Andrographis paniculata is the source of this 2084-nucleotide messenger RNA. RefSeq lists its product as uncharacterized. The transcript is spliced from 7 exons. NCBI's taxonomy places the organism in Eukaryota, Viridiplantae, Streptophyta, Magnoliopsida, Lamiales, Acanthaceae. The record is from RefSeq and is a predicted model, not a curated record. Bases 453 to 1853 code for a protein of 466 amino acids.
UGUUUCCUUUUCCUUGCCUGUAAUUUUCUAUCUUCUUUUCUGUGCAUUUUUGUCUGUUUGGUCCAUCCAUCCAUAAAUACACAUAUAUAUAUAUAUGUGCAGGUGUAAUAAAUUGAAUCUCUUUGAGCUGCUGUAGCAGGCAAUCAUGAUUUUGAUGGUGAAUUUUAUUUAUUAGUAUGUUUUUGUGAAGAAGAAGACCUCUCUCUCUCUCUCUCUCUCUCUCUCUCUCUCUCAAUCUCUCUCUCUCUCUCUUCUAAUCUCAUCUGUUUUAUUGCACUGCACCAACCCCUUCUUUAAUUCUCACUCUCCUUCUAUCUUUAGUGUGAGAGUAGAGAGAGAAAGAGACAGACAGACACAUUUAGCUAGCUAGGUUCUCUUAAAUUUCUUUAAUUCAAUGGUGUGAUAGUUGUUGGGUUUUUCUGCAUUUCUCUGAAUUGAAUUGAAUUGGAUCAAUGAAACUACAGAAAAAUCCCAAUCUGGGCUGCGCUAUGAAAUUAGGGUUUUGUUCUUCACCAUCAUCAUCAUCUUCUUCUUCAUCCCCUUUUGCCCUUUUGCCCUUUUCUCAUCUCCUAUGGCUAUUUCUUCUUCUCCUCCUCCUAAUAAUCUCCCAGCAAUCUUCUGCUGCCAUUUCCAACUUCACUAACAACACCUACAGACAGCAAAUCAGCAGCCUGAGACUUGCCAGGAUACAAAAGCAUUUGGACAACAUCAACAGACCUCCUGUCUUCACCAUUCAGAGCCCAGAUGGAGAUAUCAUCGAUUGCGUCCAUAAAAGAAAACAGCCUGCUUUAGAUCACCCCCUCCUCAAAAAUCACAAAAUUCAGAAAGUCCCACCAGAAAUGCCAAAGGGAAUGAGAGUGUUCGAAAACGACAACGUAAGAUUCAUUAACAAUAACACUAGGGUUUGGCAAACGUGGCACCGCCGGGGGCUGCGCUGCCCUAAGGGCACAAUUCCGGUCCGCCGGAGCACCGUCGAUGACGUCCUCAGGGCCAAAUCUCUCUACCAUUUUGGCAAGAAACGCCGGAAAUUCAACUUGCCGGCGGCGGCGGCCAUCCGCCGCCGUGUCGACGCCCCGGAUGUCGUCAGCGGCAAUGGCCACGAGCACGCGAUUGCGUACACGCAUGGCUCGGGAGAAGUGUACGGCGCAAAGGCGACGAUUAAUGUUUGGGAUCCGUCGAUAGAAGUCGUGAACGAGUUCAGCCUCUCACAAAUUUGGGUGUUGUCGGGUUCCUUCGAUGGCUCUGAUCUUAACAGCAUCGAAGCAGGCUGGCAGGUUAGUCCCGAGCUGUAUGGAGACAACCGGCCGAGAUUAUUCACCUAUUGGACGAGCGACGCGUAUCAAGCCACGGGGUGCUACAAUCUUUUAUGCUCGGGGUUCAUACAAACAAAUAGUCGAAUAGCUAUUGGCGCGGCCAUAUCACCAAUAUCUUCGAUAGGUGGGAACCAAUACGACAUUACCAUACUCAUAUGGAAGGAUCCAAAAUUAGGGAAUUGGUGGAUGGGCUUCGGAGAUAAUACAUUAGUGGGCUAUUGGCCCACGGAGCUUUUCACACAUUUAACCGACCGGGCCACUAUGGUCGAGUGGGGCGGGGAAGUUGUUAAUUCGCGGGCCAAUGACGAGCACACUUCAACCCAAAUGGGCUCGGGCCAUUUUGCCGAAGAUGGAUUUGGCAAAGCGAGCUACUUUCGAAACUUAGAGGUUGUGGAUGAGGAUAAUAGUUUGAGUUCUGUUCAUGACAUAUCGAUCUUAGCUGAGAAUACGAAUUGUUACAACAUCAGACGAUCGUAUAACAGUGAAUGGGGCACACAUUUUUACUAUGGUGGGCCGGGGAAAAGCUCGAAAUGCCCGUGAUUAUGUCGCCGGGGGCCCAAAGAUUCAAGCCCAAAUGCUAAAAUUUAAUUAUUUGUUAUUAUUAUUAUUGGUAGUAGUAGAAGAAGUAAUGUUGUGCUAUUUCCAACCAUGUUUUCUGCUGAUUUCCCACUUUUUCAUUGUUCCAAGUUUUGUCUUUGUGUAUGUACGUAUGUACUAAUAAGCAUCAAACAUGUAAGGAAAUGGCCUAAUUAUUAUGAUUAUUAUUCUAUC